AAGUAGGUGGCGCGGGGGUGCGAGGGGACCGUGGCAGUCUCCGUCUCGUCUCCCGAAGCACGCGCUCCCAGGAACCGGCACCACCCGCGACGCCGGAGGCGCUGCCGCCUCUGCUGAGAUGGGUUGCGGACUGAACAAGUUAGAGAAGCGCAGCGAGAAGCGGCCCGGGAAUAUCUACUCGACUUUGAAGCGGCCGCAGGUGGAGACCAAGGUGGACGUGGCCUAUGAGUACCGCUUCCUGGACUUCACGACACUCAGCACCGCGGAGCUCCCACGAUCCUCGGCGGUGAGGCUGUCCUCCCUGCGAGACCUGCCCGCCCAGCUCCUGGAGCUGUACCAGCAGGGCUUCUCGCUGGCAGCCCUGCACCCCUUCGUGCAGCCCACUCACGAGUGGGAGAAGACGCCCCUCCAGCACAUCUUCAGGGCCAUCCUGAUCAAGAAGACGGACAGAUCUCAGAAGACCGACGUUCCCAAUGAUGGCUACGUGCUGGAGUUAGAUUGCUGCUCCUCCUUAGACCACCUGACGGACCAGAAGAUCAUCCCAGAGUUCAUUAAGAAGGUCCAGGAGGCUGCAAGUCAGGGCCUGAAGUUCGUGGGCGUCAUCCCGCAGUACCACAGCCCCCCGGGCUCUCCUGCCAGCUGCGAGGCAGAUGCCAGAGGGGGGCGAGGCACACAGGAGGGCCCCCGGUCCUUGGAGAACGAGGACCUGGGAGCCCCGGACACGUGUGACGCUCCUGCAGAAAGACACCAAAGCCCAGGGCCUGGAGGAGAGGCACCUGUGGCCGAACAACCCAGCCUACCCUCAGGAGAGGGAGACGGUGGAGAAUUCUCACCCGGGAGAGGGAGCACGACGUUGGAUGUGCCGGAUGGCACCCCGGCAGCUGUGCGGGGACAGCCGCUCCCCGGGAAAAUGGAGAUCUUGGCUCUUUUCAACAAACCGAAGAGCCAUCAGAAAUACCGGCAAUACUACCCCGUCACCAUCCCCCUCCGGAUCUCCAAGAACGGCCAGACGGUGAGCGGUCUGGAUGCCAACUGGUUGGAGCACAUGAGUGACCACUUCCGGAAAGGAGGCAUGCUGGUGAACGCGGUCUUCUACCUUGGAAUGGUGAACGAUUCCUUACAUGGUCUGACAGAUGGAGUAUUCAUCUUCGAAGCUAUUUCCACGGAAGAUGAGAAAACCAUACAGGGCUAUGACGCUAUUGUUGUCGAACAAUGGACGGUCCUGGACGGUGCCGAGGUGCGGACUGACUACGUGCCCCUGCUGAGCUCGCUGGCGGCCUACGGCUGGCAGCUGACCUGCGUGCUGCCGACUCCCGUGGUCAGAACUACCAGCCCGUGUGUUUCAGGGACGGGAGCGUGUCCACCAAGCAGGUUGUCUUUCUCCAGAGACCGUGUCUACCUCAGAAAUCCAAGAAGAAGGACUCCAAGUUCCAGUGGCGGUUCUCCCGGGAGGAGGUGCGCAGCCGGCGCGCGAGGAAGUCCAAGGGCCAGCUGGGCGCCCGGGACGCGCGGGCCGAGGACGCGGACAAGAGCGCCGAGGAGCCCAGCAGAGCCGUGGGCAGCGGGGAGCUGGGGGCGCUGCAGGGAGACAGCGGCUCCGAGGUGCGGGGCCCUGACCCGGAGGGCGAGCAGGAGGCAGGUGCUGUGCAGAAUGGGCCCGCCGGCCACAGCAGGGCCCCGGGGGGCUGCGCCAGGCACCCCGACCCUGCAGAGGAUGCCGCAGAGGGGGGCGACGAGGAGCCCAGCACGGCGGGAAACUGAGGCCCAGGCGCGGGCACCAAAGCUGGAGUUGGCAGACUCGGUGUCUGGCGACCGCUGGUUUAGACUGGUUUGCCCCAGUCACCUGUUACCCCUUGGCUUCGCUUGGCCUCUUCUGUGACCUGUGACCUCCCGGCCCUCCAGGACCGGUCCCUGACGGUUGGUUUCUGCACAUCCUUUUGAAAGGCGUCCUAACGACCCUGUAGAAUGUAAGGACCAGGCGGCUCCUCUUAGACCAGGCUGGGGGCCCAGGCCUGGCCGCGCCGCCCCUCCAUGGCCGGUCUGGACUGCUCGGUGCCUGCACCUGCCCCUGCCCCUGCCCCGCAGCCCUGGGGACAUGGGGGAAUCUUUGGACACACCUGGUGACCACCAGGGCCUGGCCCACUCCCACACCCUGCAGGCCAGUGCCCCUCGGCUGCAGUGUGCGGCUACUGAGUGGCUCCUACCAGCUCCAGAGCCCUGCCAGCUGCCGUCUGCUCCCCUAAACCCUCAGACUGUUGCUUUGGCAAAGAGAUGGCGCUGGGAGGGAGGUGCCCACCUCCAGCUCUUCUCACAGAAGUCCUGUAGAUCCUGCGGUCGACAUGAGAGCGGACCCUCUGCACCUGCUCCAGCAGAUGUUCGAGGAAGUACCCUGUGUUAGUGCGAACGCCAAAAAUGUCACAGGUUGCGUAUUCACCCCGUGAACCCAGAUCCUGCCGGUUCAGGGCACCCAGAGUGGCUGGGUGUCCUCGUCGUGUGCUGUUCUCGUCCAUCGGUGUUCUCACUGGCCACGUGGCCGCCCACGGAUGCCGUGGCCGCCGUGUGUUUCUGCUGUCUGGAAAGUAUCGUUGAGGCUUUAAGUAGAGGCAAGUGGCGAACCUUGGAGAGAGGAUGCCGACUGCCUUCACCCAGCGUCAGCCCGUCUCCUUGCUUGUCUGGUUACUUAAAGCAAUAAAUCACCUAUGAGUUGAGUGCA
This is a messenger RNA of Tupaia belangeri chinensis (Chinese tree shrew), 2713 nucleotides long. It is a transcript of the gene RFTN1, whose product is annotated as raftlin, lipid raft linker 1. Lineage: Eukaryota; Metazoa; Chordata; Mammalia; Scandentia; Tupaiidae. The transcript is spliced from 10 exons. The coding region runs from base 119 to 1879 and encodes 586 amino acids. The record is from RefSeq and is a predicted model, not a curated record.